Messenger RNA from Penaeus indicus, 622 nucleotides. RefSeq lists its product as uncharacterized. The transcript is spliced from 4 exons. Lineage: Eukaryota; Metazoa; Arthropoda; Malacostraca; Decapoda; Penaeidae. The coding region runs from base 16 to 561 and encodes 181 amino acids. The record is from RefSeq and is a predicted model, not a curated record.
GCCCUGAUACGUUAAAUGGGCUUUGCCGUCGCUGACACUACCAAGAGACCGAUGAAUUUCAAUACAUUUGGACACAGCAAAGGGGAAGCUCAAGCUGGCACCUGCGCUGUCACAAACUGGCAACUCUGUCACUCUAUUACGCGAGGGGUGUCAGUGUCGCGGCUGACGGACGAACACGUGGUAGUGCGUUCCUAUGCGAGGGUGAACAAUAUUGCACGUGUUUGGUGUUUGAUAGACGACAGAAUUUCUCUUGCUGCCAUUCAAAAUAAUCCACAAGAAUUGGCACUUCUGUUCUAUAUGGAGAACAAAGGAUUCAACGGUGAGAAACAGGAUUCCUAUGAACUGAAGGACUCCCCACAGAAAAGAAACGAGAUCGCGCCCGUCUGCCCCUGCGAAGAGAGCCAGACGAACUGCUCCUGCAGGGGAUCGAAGGAAGCCAAACCUAAGAUUGAGGUGCUCUCGUGGACGAGUUCGAAGGGCUGGAUCCUGCUUGCUGUGGGAUUUUGCUUCGGAGUCUGGAUGGCAGUUUUCUUCACGUUGUUUGCACUUGGGAUGGUUUAGAAAACAAAGUUACUGAAUUUCAGGAAGAAGAGAGGACAAAUGCAUGUGGAAGUGAACUGUU